GUGUCAGUUGGUCGAUUUACAAUCUUUCGAAUUUUAACUUCCCUUCCGCUGUCCGCUGUUGUUGUCCCUAGUUUGUCCCCUGUAUUUCACUUAGAAUUUUAACUUCCCUUCAACAGCAUUUGGUUUUUCCAGCGCCCGAGAUAGCGUUCUUCGUGAAAUAUAUUCGCCGCGAAGAUGCUGUCGUCGUCAUUCAAUAAAUCAGCAAAGAAAGAACAAUUGCGUCAUAAGAAACCAAAGACUGUGAUGUCAGGAAAUCAAUCAAGGCAUGACGAAUCGUUAGUUGUGGUGGAGGAUGUUCGGCAAGGCAAGUUCAGUCGUGCACGUGGCCUCUUACUCGGGGAACUACGUCAGGAAAAGAUGGAUCCUCAGGAUCACCCUCAUCUCUCUGCUCAUCCUCGGGGGUUUCGUGACCCUUGUGAUCCGCAACCGUCCUAGGGGCCUUUGGAUCCCGACCACGCCCGACCUGUGUGAAAUAUGGAAAGGGGAAACACCUCGACCCCCGGCAACGCUCUGGUGGCAAUGGGCGUGUCUGAUAGAAUGGGACAUGGAUAGUGGUAACGGCUAUCAGUGCCAGAAUAUGGAGUAUAUGGGAAACUGGCCUGUUUGCUGGGACGAACCCUACAGGCCCAAAGGAAACUGUCUUGUGUACUCUUUCGGUAUAAACUAUGACUUCAGUUUCGAUGAAGCUAUGGCGAAGCGAGGUUGUACUGUGUAUAGUUUUGAUCCGAGCAUGGGGAUGGUGGACCACAAACACUCUGAUGGGGUGCUCUUCAUGAACCUGGGUCUGGGCGCAGCCGACGAUGACUCAUUCCAUCCAAACUUUGACUUGUAUGUCAGACAUUCCACCAACUGGAAGAUGAGAACCCUGAAAUCCAUCAUGGCGAUGCUGGGGCACGAGAAGCGCGUGAUCGACGUGUUGAAGAUUGACAUCGAGGUGUACGAGUGGGCUGUCACCGCUAACAUCAUGAAGGACCAGCUAUUUCCCCAAAUCCGCCAGUUUCUAGUUGAAUGGCAUGUCUUCCCUAACGUACCAUCAAGGGAAAACUUCAAGGACAUCUAUGAUGCAUAUAUGAGCUUAAAGGAGGCUGGCCUCCGGUCCUACCUCAAGAGCAGCUGCUGCAGGUAUCAUCAUUACAAAUACUUUAAUUCCCAAGCCGACAUGGCCUACGUCAACACCAAGUUGACACCCCUAGUUGAACAAGUCGGUAUCUGAUGACAACACAAUAACUGUGGCUUGAAAGUUUAUACGUAUGAUACAUUACACUGUUUGCUGAUUCACGGUGGAAAGCAUUUAUAUUAUAUAUUCGUGAUGUUCUUUAUUAACAUGAACUAGCCUAGACCUAAUGCUCUCUUGCCGACGGAACUUUGUGAGAUGUUCCAGAAACUUACACCAAUACUGUUGACGAUGGAAGGAUGUACAUGUGUGUGUGACCCGUGAAGAUCUGGGUAAGAAUAGGACUUCAGCAACCCAUGCUUGCCGUAUAACGCGACUGUACUUGUCGUAAAAGGAGACUAAUGGGAUUGACAUCAAACAAAGAAACAUGUGUAUGUUGUUAUGCGGAUGCAGCAACACCAGCCUGACUCACGUAUUGUGCAUUUGUGUAUGUGUUUUUGUCUGAACCUCAUGUCUAUGUAUGUUCUUCGGUUUACUGUCGCUAAUUAAGAGUACAUUGUACUAUACAGAUAGUGAUCCACUUCUUGCCAAAUGUUUAUACUUUGGAACACUAACGUAACACAGGAACUUCAACACCUUUCGAUGAAGUGAGUGAUUGCGUUAUCAAGUCCUGGGAAAUGGCGAACCCAUGACGAACUUGUUUCUUAAUAUUUCUCUUAAAUUCGGAUCCACGACGGACUACCUGACCCGUUUUACUCCAAUCAUAAUAAUAAACGCAUAAUCAUAAUAAUUA
Molecule: messenger RNA, 1907 nt
Organism: Haliotis rufescens (red abalone)
Lineage: Eukaryota; Metazoa; Mollusca; Gastropoda; Lepetellida; Haliotidae
Exons: 8
Coding region: 293-1213 (306 amino acids)
Source: RefSeq, a predicted model, not a curated record